Molecule: messenger RNA, 798 nt
Organism: Dioszegia hungarica
Lineage: Eukaryota; Fungi; Basidiomycota; Tremellomycetes; Tremellales; Bulleribasidiaceae
Product: aerobic respiration-related protein
Exons: 6
Coding region: 1-798 (265 amino acids)
Biological process (GO): cytosolic ribosome assembly
Cellular component (GO): mitochondrial matrix
Source: RefSeq, a predicted model, not a curated record
AUGUCGCUCAGACUUAUCCGACCCGCUGCCCGUGCUCUGCUGAACGCACGAUCCGCAAUUCCCGCUCGGAUCGUAGCUGUCGCUCCGCGAGUCGCUGCACCUGCGUUCCGAUCCUUCUCCAUCUCUCAACGGAGAUUAGGGAACGGCGAGAGUGAUGCAGUUCUGUCCGCUGCUAUCUCUGCAGAACACGCCUACGAAGUGCAGGAGACCAGUGCCCAACCCGAGAUCCCCGAGUUCCUCGAUACAUUCCGCUCGAACAGGACGUGGGAGAUCCAAGAUAAUCCAGGGGCGGACGAUGUCGUCCUCACCCGGAAGUUCGGGAGUGAGAGCUUGAAGCUCACCUUCCAAAUAUCCGAUAUCGACCCCCUCGCCGAAGAGGAAGACCCCGACCACGUAGCGGCGCCAGUAGCCGACGAGGGCGCAGAGGACGUCGCGGCAGAGGACACCCCGCCUUACAUUACCGUCUCGCUCGUGAUCUCCAAGCCGGCUCACCCGAACGCGAUGAGCGUGGAUAUGGAGGCGGGGGAGGAGGGCAUGGUGAUUACGAAUGUGGCGAUGUUUGAGAGGGGGGUCGCGCUGGCGGAAGGGAAUGAGGGGGAUUGGGUCAGGGGAGGACGGUACAUGGGGCCUCAAUUCGAGCACCUCGAUACUGGCGUGCAGGAUUCUUUCCAGGCUUAUCUGGCCGAACGUGGAGUCGACGAUGCUCUUGCUCAGUUCAUCCUUCAAUACGCAGAGUACAAGGAGCAGCGGGACUACGUCAGCUGGCUGGAGCAGGUGAAGGGCUUCGUUGACCAGUAG